Messenger RNA from Aethina tumida (small hive beetle), 1062 nucleotides. Its product is annotated as retinol dehydrogenase 12. The coding region runs from base 85 to 1062 and encodes 325 amino acids. NCBI's taxonomy places the organism in Eukaryota, Metazoa, Arthropoda, Insecta, Coleoptera, Nitidulidae. The transcript has 4 exons. The record is from RefSeq and is a predicted model, not a curated record.
UUCCGAAUUUAUUUAUAAUUUAUUAAUAUUAUGAUAUAACAAGAAAUUUUUCGUCGUGAUUAGACCGAAUUUAAUUAAAUAAGCAUGUGGAAGUAUGUCGUUGGUUCUAUAGCCAUAGGUACUGUUACAUACAGUUUAGUAAAAUACUUCGCAGGUGGAGUCUGUUAUUGCACUACUCGAUUAGAUGGACUUGUAGUUGUUAUAACAGGCGGUAAUUCAGGCAUUGGCCGUAGUUUGGCCCUGGAACUGGCCAAACGAGGAGCCACUUUAGUUCUAGCCUGCAGAGAUCUAGAUAAAGGUUUAGAAGCUAAAAACUACAUACUGAGUCAACUGCCAAAUCAACUAGUUAAAAUUUAUGUAAAGUUUCUUGAUUUGGAAUCCAUUGCAAGUGUUAUUAGUUUUGCUGAUUCCCUAAAUUCUGAGUUCACAGAAAUUUAUGCGCUUGUGAAUAAUGCUGGUGUUUUUUAUCAUCCUCAAGGUUUAACUGAGGAUGGAUUCGAAAUAACUCUACAAGUUAAUUAUUUAAGCCAUUUUAUAUUAACUCAGCACUUAUUGAAGUUGUUGAAAAAAUCUGUUCACGCUCGAAUAGUGAAUGUCACUUCAGAAGCACACAGGAAAGUGAAUGUGUAUGAUUUGAAGGCAGUUACAAAGUGUCAGACUGAAUUUCGAUCACAUUUUGUUGCUUAUGGUGUUUCUAAAUUGGCUCUUAUAUUGUUCACCAGGGAACUUUCCAAGCAGUUACAAAAUACGAACGUCAUAGUGAACGCUGUGAACCCCGGAAACGUGGAAACGGGAAUAUUUCGCUAUUAUCCGCCGCUGAAUAAUAUAUGGCUCUUCGCGCUACAAUAUCCAAUCAGACUGUUGGUGGUGAAGAGUCCGCAACAAGGAGUGCAAACCGUUUUACAUGCACUCCUCACCUCGAAUCGAUCCACCGGCCAAUACUACAGUGACUGUAAACUGACCCUUCCCAGUCCCAUUGGUGCCAAUGAUAAGAUCGCCAAGGAGUACUACAAUCUGACUUUGGAGAUUCUAGACGCGAAGCUUAACGAAUCAUACUGUUAG